Messenger RNA from Phalaenopsis equestris, 2002 nucleotides. RefSeq names its product heparanase-like protein 2. Lineage: Eukaryota; Viridiplantae; Streptophyta; Magnoliopsida; Asparagales; Orchidaceae. Gene Ontology annotation, cellular component: membrane; plant-type cell wall. Gene Ontology annotation, molecular function: beta-glucuronidase activity. The record is from RefSeq and is a predicted model, not a curated record. The transcript is spliced from 10 exons. The coding region runs from base 253 to 1875 and encodes 540 amino acids.
UAUCCUCAUCAAAAUUCUCUCCCCUAAUUAUUAAGCCAAGCAAGGUGGGGCGCCGUUGGAUGAAGAAUAACUGGAGCCACACCAGAAGACUGCAUACUGUACGUCAAUGGUGGGAAAGAAGGCAAUUAUUAGUCUAAGUUGGCUGCCGGAAUUAUAAAAAGCCCUCAAUGCGCCGAUGCUCUCACAAAAAACGCCAUUCUUACUUUGAAGCUGCUCUUUCACAAAGCUUUCUUGAGCUUCGGCGCUCAAGGCAUGGGGUUUAAGCUAGCCUUUGUUUUGUUCCUCUUCGCCGUUCCUGUAAUUUGGUGUAAAGAUGGCAAUGAUGUGACAAUUAUUGUAAAGGGUUCUGUUACAGAAGCUGAAACUGAUGAUAAUUUCGUGUGCGCUACGCUUGAUUGGUGGCCACCUGAGAAGUGUAAUUAUAAGCACUGCCCCUGGGGAAAGUCUUCUGUUUUUAAUUUGGAUUUGAAUCAUCCUAUUCUUUUCAAGGCCAUUCAAGCCUUUGGAUCACUGCGAAUAAGGGUUGGAGGUUCUUUACAAGACCAGGUCAAAUAUGGUGUGGGAAGUUUAGCUUCUACGUGUGAUGCAAUUACCAAAAUGUCCGGGGGGCUUUUUGGAUUUUCAAAAGGAUGUUUGAGAAUGGAAAGAUGGGAUGAGCUGAACCGUUUGUUCCAAAAGACUGGGGCUGUCAUAACAUUUGGUCUGAAUGCUCUCUAUGGGAGGCAUCAGGCGCAGAAGGGCUUCUGGCACGGUGCUUGGAACUCCACCAAUGCUCGUGAUUUUAUAAACUAUACUAUUUCGAAGGGAUAUCCUGUUGAUUCAUGGGAGUUUGGAAAUGAGCUGAGUGGACGUGGUGUAGCUGCUAGAGUUGAUUCUGAACAAUAUGGUAAAGAUUUAAUUGGUCUUAAAGCCAUUCUUGAUGAGCUCUACAGAAAAUCGCGCACAAAACCGCAGUUGGUAGCGCCUGGUGGGUUCUUCGACGAUCAGCAAUGGUAUGCUCGGCUCCUCGAGGUUUCGGGACCUGGUGUUCUAAAUGCCAUGAGCCACCAUGUCUACAAUCUUGGUGCUGGAAAUGAUCCUCACAUAGCAAGCAAAAUUACAAAUCCGAAAUAUUUAAGUUCGUUUGCUGAUACAUUCAGAAACGUUCAGCUCACCAUUCAGAGACAUGGACCAUGGUCAUCAGCUUGGGUUGGCGAAGCCGGCGGCGCGUACAACAGCGGCAGCCGUCUGGUCUCCAACACCUUCCUGAAUAGCUUCUGGUACUUGGAUCAAUUAGGAAUGGCAUCGAAGUACAAAACAAAGGUUUACUGCAGACAAACAUUGAUUGGUGGUAAUUAUGGUCUUCUGGACACACAAACAUUUAAACCAAAUCCUGAUUAUUACAGUGCGUUACUUUGGCAUCGGCUGAUGGGGAAGGGAGUUCUCAGUGUUGAUAUUAGUGGAUCUCCAUUUUUAAGAGCCUAUGCUCAUUGCAGCAAACAGAAAUCAGGUGUCGUCGUGCUCUUGAUCAACCUAAGCAAAUCGGAGAAAUUCAGCGUGACGGUUCGAAAUGAUCUCAAUGUAGAUCUUGCAGAAGGAAGCGGCAUCGAAAAAGAUAGCUCUUUCAUGCGAGAUCUUAAACAGACAGUUUCAUGGAUUGGAGAGACAGCUUCAGAUGCUUCUGAGAAAAGGGAAGAAUAUCAUCUAACUGCGAAGAAUGGGGACUUUCUCAGCAGAACAAUGCUUUUAAAUGGGAGUCCUCUGCAACUCAACAAAAAUGGAGAAAUUCCAGCACUAAAUCCUUCACUGGUUGCUAAUAGUUCUCCCAUAGUUAUAGCUCCCCUCUCCAUUGCGUUUGUUGUGUUCCCAAAUUUUGAAGCUCUUGCUUGUGUUUGAUUAGAUGUUGUUGAUUUGUUUGUGUUAUUUUGUAGUUGUUGAUUUGUUUGUUGGGUUCGUUUAGGUGAUUGUGGGAAGAGAGAGAUUAGAAAAAUAGUAAUAAAGUUUGAUGUUUUUCUUUUUAAAA